AUGGCUGAAGUUUCCAAAACUGUGCAAUACUGUUGUGUAUGCAAUAAAAAUUCCAGACAUGAAAAAAACAUAUCUUUCUUCAGGUUUCCAAAAGAUGAAAGAAGGUUCGCAGAAUGGAAAGCUAUUCUACAACUGGAAAAAAUAGCUUCUUAUAGCUCUCAAUACUGCUAUGACCACUUCAGAAUCUGUAGUUUCCAUUUUGAUGAAAAGAUGUUUGCAAGUAUGCAAAAAAAUCGGCUGAAAAAAAGUGCUAUACCUAUACAACCAGCAGCAGUAGCACCCUCGGUAGCACCUGUGAUACCAGUUGAGUUAUUAGAAGGACCAUCUGUAUCCUCAAAUCCAGUUGAGCUGGAAGAUGUACUAGAGUCAGCAACUACUUCUCAUGGAUAUAAGAGCAAUGAAUUCAAUGGUGUGACGCAUCGGGAGCGACAACACGUGGAGCUCGCUUUUGGGGAACCACUGAACCCUGACAACCUGAUUACAACAAUAAUAAGCAGCCCCGAGGGAUGGAAUGAGGGAUAUUCUUUUAUUCGCCGAGUAAUGGAGAGAAAAGAAAUGGAGGUGAGAGCCUUGCCAAAUCGGGAGCGAAGAUAA
Phaedon cochleariae (mustard beetle) is the source of this 594-nucleotide messenger RNA. Lineage: Eukaryota; Metazoa; Arthropoda; Insecta; Coleoptera; Chrysomelidae. The record is from the annotation of a GenBank genome assembly.